Molecule: messenger RNA, 895 nt
Organism: Bradysia coprophila
Lineage: Eukaryota; Metazoa; Arthropoda; Insecta; Diptera; Sciaridae
Gene: eca
Product: transmembrane p24 trafficking protein eclair
Source: RefSeq, a predicted model, not a curated record
UGUUCACCGUUCAUCCAUUGACGUGUACAAAACAGAGUUUUCCAUUCUGAAUUUCACUUGAAUACGCUACACCAUCAACAACAAAAAUGCUAAAAUUUAAUUUAUUUUCGAUUCUACUGGUCGUCGGUAUCGUACAACUAACACAUGGACUGUAUUUUCACAUAGCCGAAACGGAACGGAAAUGUUUUAUCGAGGAAAUUCCCGACGAAACAACCGUAUUAGUCAAUUACAAAGUGGAAUUACAUGAUCCGCGCUCGGGUGGAUUUAUGCCAUCGUCACCGGGCAUUGGUAUGCAUGUCGAAGUUAAAGACCCCGACGAUAAGGUUAUUCUGUCACGAGUAUACAGCUCCGAAGGUAGAAUAUCGUUCACGUCUCAUACGCCCGGCGAGCAUGUAAUCUGCAUGUACUCAAACAGUACGGCCUGGUUCAGCGGAUCCCAGCUACGUGUUCAUUUGGACAUUCAAGUCGGCGAACACGCCAUCGAUUAUGCCAAUGUAGCACAGAAGGAAAAAAUGUCUGAACUCCAAUUACGGAUACGUCAACUGCUCGAUCAGGUGGAACAAAUUACAAAGGAACAAAACUACCAAAGAUAUCGCGAAGAACGUUUCCGACACACCAGCGAAAGUACAAAUCAACGGGUGUUGUGGUGGUCAUUGGUGCAAACACUGGUUCUGGUUGGCAUGGGAUUCUGGCAGAUGCGUCAUUUGAAAAGCUUCUUCGAAGCGAAGAAAUUGGUUUAAGUUCGUCGGUUGGCCGUUUGUUUUGUUAGGUGAGAGGAAGGGAGUUUGGGUCGAUGAAAGGAGGAGUCUAUGGCGCCGCUGAACAUCUUUCGGUCCGUGUAUUAUUUUGUCAAUCGUUGGCAGUUUAAUGGAAAUUAAAAAAAAAAUUCUUUUUG